AUGGGCAAAUACACCUUCACCUGGGAACACUCGGCCAAUGAGGUCUUCGUGACUGGCACCUUCGACGACUGGAGGAAGACGGUCAAGCUAGAAAAGGAAGAUGGCGUCUUCAAGAAGACCGUCGAGCUGCCCAAAACCCACACCCAGUACAAGUUUGUUGUGAAUGGUAACUGGUGUACCAACGACAGUGCGCGCAAAGAAGACGACGGUCACGGCAUCAUCAACAACGUCCUUCUCCCCGAAGACAUCGUCGACGAAGAGCCCGUCAAUACCAUGUCCUCUGCUGCGCCCGAGUCUACAACCGCUGCGCUAGCUGGCGCCGUGCCAAAGGAGAGCGAUAACGAGACCAAGACCAACGCCUCCAACUCCCCCGUACCUGGUGCCUUCCCUGAGACCCCCUACGCAGAGACACCUGGUAGCGAACCGCAGACCUUCAACAUUGCGCCCAUCCCCGCUACCUCAGGCCUCGGCAACCCAAUCAAGCUUGCGCCUGGCGAGCCCGUUCCCGAAGCGAGCACUCUCACAGACAACACUGUAGACUCGACUGUCAACCACGACAAGGAACCCGAGCAGGAGGCAUCAGCAUUCGGUAUCUCGCCGCUCCCAGCCACCGCAGGCGCUGGUAACCCAAUCCACCUUGCGCCUGGCGAGAAGGUGCCAGAUGCCAGCACCUUCACUUCCAACACCGUCGACAGCACAGUCAACACUGACGCCUCUUCUUACAACAAGUCCGAUGCUCUUCCCCCACUUGCCUUCACCCCUCAAGCUGAGCGCGAUGCCAAGGGUGGCAUGUUCGGCAUCCCUCCAGUCAUGGGCAACAUGAUACCAGAAUCGAGCCUGCCAAUGGGCGUCGAUGCCAAGGUCGAGCAAGACACCGGCGUUGCGAUCCAGUCCUCUGCCCCCGAGAGCACAACCGCUCAGCUCGCCGGCCAGGUUCCCAAGGAACCCCACGGUGUCCCUGAGACCGUGACUGACAGCCAACAAGAGGCCCAUGUUGACCCUGAGGCAUCUGCCAACCCAGAAGCCGUUCAGGACAAGAAGGGGGUUGAACAAGAAUUGAAAGAGAAGGUAUCCGAGGCACCUGCAGCCAGUGGAGACGCUGGUCUAAGCGACACUGCCAAAGCGGCUGCUGCUACUGCUGCUGCUGGCGUGACUGCUGGUGCGGGUCUCUUCACUGCGGCCAUCUACUCUGUUAAGGAGAAGGCCGCUGAGGCUACUGGCAUGACUGGUCCAAGCACCAGCACCGCCGACGAAGUACCCUCUGUUGUUGCCGAGAGCCAGAACACGGCCCACGCUGAACCAGAGGCAGCAGCUAGCCCUGAGGCCGUUGCCGAGAAGUCGGUAAUGGAGAAGGAGCUACUCAACGAAGUUCCCAAGACCAACGAGACCGGAGAGCCCGCUCCCGCUAUCGCCGGUGCCAGCUCUACUACUGCGGACGAUGUGCCCUCUGUCGUUGCUGAGAGUCAGAAUGCAGCCCACGCUGCGCCAGAGGCGGCAGCCAGCCCCGAGGCCGUUGCUGAAAAGUCGGCCAUGGAGCAAGAACUACUUAGCGAGGUUCCUAAGACAAACGAGACUGGUCUCCCUGCCCCAGCAAUUGCCAUUCCAGCUGUCGUUUCUGAGAGCCAGAAGGAGGCACACGCAAGCCCUGAAGCAGCAUCCAGUCCUGAGGUUGUCGCAGAGAAGACCGCUAUGGAGUCUGAGCUAUUGCGCGAGGUUCCCAAGACAAACGAGGCCGGCGAGCCAGCACCCACUGUCUCUGCUGCCACAGCUACUACAGCCCCCAGUGCUAUUCCAGAGACUGUUUCCCGCGAUGUACCCGACGUUGUCGCCGAUAGCCAACAUGAGGCGCAUGUUAGCCCUGAAGCCGCUGCGAACAGUGAAGCUGUUGCUGAGAAGUCAGCCGUGGAGUCUGAGCUACUCGACAAGCUUCCGAGAUCUGAGGAAGCUGGUGAGCCUGCCCCUGUGCUAACUGCUGCGACUACCGCAAUUGCACCUGUCGCUGCCACCACUACAAUCCCAUCCGGCACAGCCACCGAGUCAGUCAACGAAGCCGUCGCUCGCGAGGUCCCAACUGUGGUCACCGAGAGCCAGAGGGAGGCUCACGCCAGCCCUGAGGCCGCCACCAAUGCUGAGGCAGUUAGCGAGAAGCGCGCUAUGGAGACUGAACUUCUCAAUGAAGUAAAGUCGACUGACGCUACUGGCGAGCCAGCUCCCAGUUCUGCUGCUCUGGGUAGUCAGGAUGCUGCUGGCCUCUCCGACGAGGCUCUUGUUGACUCAAAGCCACUGAAGUCUUCCAGCGAACCUGAUGCUCUCAACGCACCCGCAUCAGCGCCUGCUCAGCCGCCAAAUGCCAAGCCUGUCGAUUCUAUCAACGACGUCGCAUUGAACAAGCAAGCGCCAACUACCACCGAGCAGACUCAGCCAACAGUCACCACUGGUGUAGAGUCCAGCAAGACCGAGGCCACCAGUUCCGCACCGGCUGCUCAGCUGACACCAGAAUCCCCCGCUAGGAACCCUAGGAAAGACUCGGACGUAUCUCCCAAGGGCACUCCAGGUAGCCAAAGCAUUGCCUCUGGUGCCGACGACAAGAAGAAGAAGCGCCGCUCUUUCUUCGGCAAGAUCAAGGACAAGCUGUCCAGCAAGGAUAAGAACUAG
This is a messenger RNA of Alternaria atra, 2655 nucleotides long. RefSeq lists its product as uncharacterized. Gene Ontology annotation, biological process: signal transduction. The record is from RefSeq and is a predicted model, not a curated record. The coding region runs from base 1 to 2655 and encodes 884 amino acids. Gene Ontology annotation, cellular component: cytoplasm; nucleus; nucleotide-activated protein kinase complex. NCBI's taxonomy places the organism in Eukaryota, Fungi, Ascomycota, Dothideomycetes, Pleosporales, Pleosporaceae. The transcript has 3 exons. Gene Ontology annotation, molecular function: protein kinase binding.